UCACACUCACACAUUCACACUCACACAUUCACACUCACACAUUCACACUCACAUCCAUUGAGAACCCCACGAUGGUAGCAUGGUACGAUACAGUCUGGUAUACUACAUGCAUAUAGUAAACCCCCAACAGAGCUUUUAACCUCUACCCGGCAAUAUGAAUAAUCUUUACCAAUCCUCAUGGAAGUCAUUGCAAGCAGGUGUAUCGUCAUGGGCCUGCGCAUCAUGUCGCCGAGCCCUAACUCGAGCGCGGCCCUCGCCACCACUGCGUAAGUCCAUGUCCAGCAGCACUGCGAAGAAGCAGUCGCAAAGCACCACCACCACCACUGCCUCCCACGCUGCCUCGAUGGACCGUGUGCGAGAGUUUUACAAGCUGAAGAACCGAACAACCAUGUACUACACGCUCAGCGUCAUCCUCGGCACUGUCGCAUUCUCUUAUGGCUCCGUGCCCAUGUAUAAGAUGAUCUGCCAAACGACAGGCUGGGGCGGCCAGCCCAUACGUGCACCGGGCCACGGCCCCUCCUCGAGCGACGCCGACUUCGACCCGGCGUCGCGCCUCGUUCCCGUGACGGACGCGCGGCGCAUCCGCGUGACGUUCAACGCCUCGGUGUCGGACGUGCUGCCGUGGAAGUUCGUGCCGCAGCAGCGCGAGGUGCGCGUGCUUCCCGGUGAGACGGCGCUUGCGUUCUACACGGCGACGAACCGCAGCGACAGCGACAUCAUCGGCGUCGCCACCUACAGCGUCACCCCCGCCCAGGUCGCCCCCUACUUCAGCAAGAUCCAGUGCUUCUGCUUCGAGGAGCAGCGCCUCAACGCCGGCGAGACCGUCGACAUGCCCGUCUUCUUCUACCUCGACCCCGACAUGCUGAAUGACCUCAACAUGCGCGGGAUCAAUGAGGUCACGUUGAGUUAUACGUUUUUUAAGGCCAAGUAUGAUAAUAACGGGAACUUCAAGUCGUUCCCGGCACCUUGAAAUUCAUCUAGCAUAGCAUUGGAGUCAAAGUAGGUUAGAGGUGUUACCAUGGCUCCUUUAUGUUUGGUCCUAUAAAAGGGGUUUGCUUGAUCGGGAAACAUCUUGGAUUAUUCUUCCAUCGGCCUCUAAAACUUGACAUCGCAUCGCAUUGUAGUAGGAAUUGCACAUGUAAAGGCGUUUCUUUCUUCAUACGCGGAGGAAGUGGUUUUGGUCAUAUGCAAAGUCACUUUUACUUUUGUCUUGGACGGAACAUGUAAAACGUAGCAUUUCAAGGUCGCUCUCCCUUUCGAGGUCGAGUUGGUAGCAAAAUACAUACGAGGAAGCCUAAUAGACUUCAACUUUAUAAAAUAGCUCUAGAAUAUGUACCUAGGCGUUGCUAUGGUUGGCUCAUUUGGAGACCUUUGAGAUGAAGCGAAGAUGGAAGUUGGUUCUCAUAGUUGACGAUAGCUUCAUCUUAGUUCUUAUAUAGCUCAUAGCUCCG
This is a messenger RNA of Hypoxylon fragiforme, 1451 nucleotides long. Its product is annotated as cytochrome c oxidase assembly protein CtaG/Cox11-domain-containing protein. Gene Ontology annotation, cellular component: mitochondrial inner membrane. The record is from RefSeq and is a predicted model, not a curated record. Bases 155 to 970 code for a protein of 271 amino acids. The transcript has 4 exons. Gene Ontology annotation, molecular function: copper ion binding. Lineage: Eukaryota; Fungi; Ascomycota; Sordariomycetes; Xylariales; Hypoxylaceae.